Molecule: messenger RNA, 765 nt
Organism: Paraphaeosphaeria sporulosa
Lineage: Eukaryota; Fungi; Ascomycota; Dothideomycetes; Pleosporales; Didymosphaeriaceae
Exons: 3
Coding region: 1-765 (254 amino acids)
Source: RefSeq, a predicted model, not a curated record
AUGCAGCUGCUCAACUCGGUGUUCUUGAUCACCUUGCUUUCCACGGGCUUGGUAAACGCCCUCGCACCUCGCUCCUCUGUCAACGGUCCUUGCACUGGUGCCGGUGGAGCACCCGGCGUCUGCAUCUCAACCUCAUCUUGCUCGAGCGGUGGCGGCUCGUUUAUCUCAAACGCUUGUCCUGGAACGGCAGCCAACAUCAAGUGUUGCGUCAAGACAAGUUGCGCUUCCGGAGGGAGCUGCAAGUGGGCCUCCCAAUGUGGAGGAACCACUCAAUCUGGACUCUGCCCGGGUCCCUCUAAUUUCAAGUGCUGCAAGCCGAAAAGCGGGAGCGGAACCCUUCCAGGCUUGAACUCUGUUCAAACUAGGAACGCGCGCGCCAUCAUUGCUCGUACCAAGAAAGACUUUGCCGCCAGCCAGCAGAAGCGUGCCUGCUACGUCGCGAUCACUACCGCCUUCCAGGAGUCGGGUAUUCGCAUCCUCGCCAAUUCCAAAUAUCCCGCUUCUCUUAACUACCCCCAUGAUGGCGUAGGUUCAGACCAUGAUUCUGUUGGAAUCUUCCAGCAACGGCCUUCCUGGGGAAGCACCAAGGAUCGCAUGAAUGCGGAUCUGAGCGCACAUUUCUUCUUCAACGCCCUUAAGAGGGUCAGAGGCUGGCAGAGCCUUGCGAUUGGAGUAGCUGCCCAAAAAGUUCAAGUUUCCGCGUUCCCUGACGCCUACAACAAGUGGGUGGCCAAAGCGGAGAAGGUUUGCAACGCCGGAUUGUAA